Messenger RNA from Pelobates cultripes (western spadefoot toad), 10928 nucleotides. NCBI's taxonomy places the organism in Eukaryota, Metazoa, Chordata, Amphibia, Anura, Pelobatidae. The record is from the annotation of a GenBank genome assembly.
AUUCUGGGCAGAUUUUGGGAUAAUUUGUAACUUGUUUGUUCAGGAAGGAGGAGCACUGGGCGUUGCCUGAAACUCCCUUUUCCCAGAGUGCACUGGGAGUCAAUGCACAGAACAGACGGCUACAAUGUGGAGACAAGUCCUGGAGGACGGCAGGUGAGCUGGUCCUGGGGUCCGUCCAUGCGCAGAUCCAAAUAAAGGAUUUAUCUGUAAGGAUGGCUGCAUUUAUAGCAGUCAGAAUAAUUCCAGAUAGUUCCAUGGGGUUCAUUCGCUAAACCAGGAAUUGUCAGGAAACUCAAUCUGCAUUAAAACAUGUCUCUAGCAAUAUUACAGCAGCAAAUUAACCCUAUAAAGCACAGGAGGAGGGGCGCCCUGCACUCACUGGCAGCCGUGCAAGUUAUUACAUAAUAAAGAACGAAGGUGAGACACCUGACACAGAGCGAUGGCUUCAAUGUACUGCGUCUCUUCCUUCUGUGAGCCACUCGCUGUUCUUUAAUAUUAAUAAUAAUACGUUCGCUGUUAAAUAAUAAUAUAUCCGCUGGUAUAUAAUAAUAAUAAUAAUACGUCCACUGUUAAAUAAUAAUAAUACGUUCACUUUUAAAUAAUAAUAAUAAUAAUAAUAUGUCCGCUCGGCGUGACUGUAAGAAUUAAUACGUUUGUCUUGUAUAAAAGAUACGAUUUCAAACUAGAAACAUUGACUAAAAUGCAGCAGGCAGGGCAGCACUGCUUUUAAUGCACCUGCACAGUUAUUAAAUCACAAAGAAUAAAUCCAGCUAAGCUAUCCAUUUCUCUGCAGUUUUACACAAGUUUUAAAAGAAACCGGUUUUCGAAAAUUCUUCUGUCUUGUAAUGCAGAGUUCCUGACUGUGUUAGAUCAGAUGAACCCUGAUAACCUGGCUUGUGUCUCUGUCACCCUAACUGGGCUCUCAGGACGGCAGGAUUCCAUGGUGGUUUGGGGAUAGCUAUGCUGCAGCAUUAAUCCCACGGUGGUCUAGGGAUUACCGUGCUGCAAUGGAGGUCCUGGCAUCACCUUGCAGCAGUGGUCAUCCCACGGUGGUCAUGGGAUCACUGUGCAACAGUGGUCCCAUGGUGGUCCUAAGAUUGCUGUGCAGCAGUGGUGAUUUCAUGGUGGUUCUGGUAUCGCUGUGCAGCAGUGGUCAUCCCAUGAUGUUACGGGGAUCUCCGUACGGCAGUGGUGGUCCUGGGAUUGCCAUGCUGCAGUGGGGUCCUGGGAUUGCCAUGUUCUGAGUUUUUUCUACUCCAUAGUAGUCCUACUUCAAUUUUGCCUCUGUAGCAUUAUAGGCGAGAAUGUAUCUUUAAAUUUUAAAGGCACACUAAUGUCUUUUCAGGGAAGAAUGUGACUACCAUAGAUAUUGCCCUGUGAGUGGGGGCUGUGCACAGAAUUUAAAUCAAAUAGUCUGGAAUGAUUUCUAGGCUGCCUAAGUCAUGUGUGUCAGGGGUGCAACUUGAACGUAACACACAAGCGCAAAUAACUCUGGAUGUGCAGUGAUUCAAGCUGAUUGCAGAAGUAGUCAAUGUGGUUGAAGUAACCCUUUAAGACUCUACAAGACACUUCUAAAGGCUGUGUUGGGAUUUGACAAAAUGCGAUAAAGGGCUUGUAACGGACCAUUUCAGCACACAAGGGGUAAAAACCGUUUAGGCGAUCGGGCCCCCUUUCCAGAGAUGUAGGCACAGCUACUGCAGAACACCAAACACACGAACCGCCAAUAAGUUAAUGCUAUAAGCUCCCGAACGGCAUCCAAUAUAGCACUCCAAAUACACGAACAGGAACCAUACGAAUUGCUGCUACCAGACGAAUAGGAAAAGCAUCUAAGCGGCUUACACUCCUAGCAAUCAGUCUCUAUCAGCAUUCAGUAAAUCCCCCCCCCAAAGACGAGACAAGGCUCCGUGUUGAGGGUCAAGCAGUGGUCUGUUUAAUGGGGGCUACCUGCCCGGUAUUUAUGCAGGUCUCCCACCUGGUGGACACUCCCCUAGGGGACCAAACUGUGACAAAGGACAGACAAGUAGACAAAUAGGACACACAGUCAUAAUAUAUUCCCACAAUGCAUCCUGGCUUCCUCCCCUCUGCCCUGGGAGAUAAUUGAGAAGUAACUCAAUUAUCUCCCAAGACAAAGGCAAAUCGCCAUUAUGCACGUGGGGAUACUAAAACACGAAUUACUAUUAAAAUACACUAUGUGAGACACAUUACAUUAAAACUAUACAUUUAACAUAUCCCCAGAUAGCUCAGGUCUGAGCGCACAUUAUUAAGCGAAUGGCGCUCAGACCACACGAAUACAGUUUAAUCGCCAUGGAGCCAAAGUCUUUACAGUCAGUUUCAUACGAAUGGGCUCCAUGGGAUUCCUAUCUGGGGUAUAACACAUUCAAACAAAACUACCGAACACCGGGCCGUUCGUGCACUUCCACCGAACAAGAAGGGAGGUCGGCGGCUUCAGCGGUGUUCGCGCAAAACUAUGUCCGAUUUUAGUUCCAUGAAAAUAGGGGUGAACACCGCUGUGCAUUCGUAUGUUUAAAAUGGCCGCGACCUCGUGUUCAGGGAGGUUAAUUGUCGGCACACUCCAGCUCCCAGGUGGUCCAGUCAUUCGUACGGUUGUUCGGUAGAUUGAAUCUACCGAACACCAGGCAGAAAAGCACAAAUGAAGCUUUUCUGAAGGUAAAAAAUAUGUCUUUUAACAGGGGGCCAUAGUCCAAAGGCAGCAGGCGAGCAACUAGGCUUCUCCAAUGCAAUGUGGCGGGAUUGGUCUCGUCACAGGGCUUCUGAAACAUUCUGCCUGCGACAUCUCUCCGUUUCUCCUCUGUCCUCUUACACAAUGUACAAUAUGCCCCCUCCCCCGCGUUACCUCCCCAAUGGCAGUGCCAUUUUGAUGUAUAAAUGUAGUGAAUAUUCUGUAAAAUGUUUUUUUAUCCGUAGGUCAGCCUUCAAUGACCACUGGCCACACAGUGUCCUUGUUCCUGUAGCUGUUGGGAUAGGAGGUGUAAUGGUUGGAUGGAUGAUUUGUGGACGCAAACCUAAAACCAUUGAAAUGGGUGAUGGAUGGUGGGGAUCUGGUCACAAAUCUUAUGUACAAAGUGAGGACACCAGCGUGCGCCCAUUCACUAUAGAGGAAUCUGAAGACGUCAUUAAGGUAAUGUGUUAAUUUUCUCCCUGACCUUCCACCAAUGCACCAGAGUGGUUACCUUGGACCUUAAAGGAACUCUUUGCACUUUGUUAUAUUUCUAGAUUGGGUAUAGCAAUAUGUCUUUUUUUACAAGGACUAGCCUUUAGCAACUAAUCCUUAAACACGUAGCAAGAGGCAUUUACAUAUAAACAUACAUUGCACUGAAGAACAGCUGAAGGUGGAUAUAGUUACAGGAAGCACUUCCUCACAGGUGACACUAUCUUCAGUGUGGCAUCCAUCUUCAUCUCCUGGUGCUUCCUACACCAAGAAAAUACAUCAAUGCCAUAUACUCUCACCUCUACCACCACCACGUUGAGGAUGAAGUUAGUUGGAUUCACACCAACACGUUGAGGAUGAAGUUAGUUGGAUUCACACCAACACGUUGAGGAUGAAGUUAGUUGGAUUCACACCAACACGUUGAGGAUGAAGUUAGUUGGAUUCACACCAACACGUUGAGGAUGAAGUUAGUUGGAUUCACACCAACACGUUGAGGAUGAAGUUAGUUGGAUUCACACCAACACGUUGAGGAUGAAGUUAGUUGGAUUCACACCAACACGUUGAGGAUGAAGUUAGUUGGAUUAUCCGCCGCUACCAAGGUCUCAUGCUCUCGGAGUGUUAUAGUUUAGUGUCUUGUUUACCACUAAAGAGAGAAGCAAUUCAUUAACAGUAUAAAUAUACAAUACGUGAGUUUUAUCAUUAUUGAUGUUAACAGUACAAAUAAAGUUGAAUGGUCAAUAAAGAUGACAAACUUACAGACGGACGUCCAGAACCAUGAGCCCAGUGAAGAGAAACAAAGAAAACACAAUUGUAAAUAACAUUCAAUUUCAUGGGAAAAGCAAAACAUCUGAUAACCACUACUCCCAUAUUAAACUGAUGGGGGAAAAAAACAAAACCUCUAUAGACAUUAUACAGUAUAAUACAUUUAGUAUAAACAAUGUCAACUAAGAGAAAAUGUGAAUACAGCAAACAUCCCCAAUGAAACCAAGGGAAGGUAGGAGGAAUAAAAUAAAAUAAAAUAUAAUAAAACUCAGAUUAUCAGACAUCAAGGAUAGUGUGAUCUACAAUUUUAAGGCAGGACAGGAAGCUCAUUUUUUGCAUUUUUAAAGCUAAGAACCAAAAAUAAAAGGUGCGGAAAGUAGAUUCCUGUGUCCAGUACGUUGAACAGAGAAUAUCACCUAACUUGGCACCACCUAAAAAGAACUAGAUGGCGCAGCUCUAUGAACCGAAUGAGCCCCGAAUGACAGGGAAUUACCCACAAGAGAGUAUAGCCACCGAAUCCACCCAACAAGAGUAGCCAAGGAAACCGAAUGAUGUGGGGGAGCAUAGGAAAUGAGAAGCCGCCGUGCUGAAAUAGUUCUCAAUGACGCCAAAUUGCUCGGAAAGCAAGCAGCAAUAUACACAUUUGCUCAUCACAGAAAAAAAUGCAUAGAAGAUAUCUUCCUGAGAAUAGAGAAGGAGACACCUUCUGGAGAAGGCGAAUUCUACACACGUACAUUCGACACCAGAUGAAAAGAUACAAAGUACAAAGGUAUGGCUACUGGAAUGCUGAGAAGGAAUUACCGGGUCGAAGAAGAUACCGCAGAUCGACGAAAGACGUAACUGGCAGGAGAGCAGAUAAGGGCCGCUGAAAGCAGCAUAAAAUUGAGGCAGAAACUGAGAAGGGCUCCCCUGAAAGGAAAAGACCCCAAGGAAACCUAACUGAAAGAACAAAAGGGAGAACAGGUCUCGAAGACCCAAACACCCCCAAACUAUACACAGAACCCAGAGGAAAUAUCCCCACACACUAUAUAUAAACCCACAGUGACAUAAGCCAUAAAUGUAUAUAUUUAGGUAAAAUAUAUGGAGUGACAAUAUGAAUACUCUGACCUGGAGGAUGAGUAGCAGAGGAAGAGGAGGGCUAUUAUUGGAUACAAGACCCUUACCUUUUUGUUCAUUAGUUAGUUUUCUUUUUGCUGAGUAAAGAAAGUUCAGCAAAAUAUUUGCCUCCUGUCAUGCCUAAAAAUUGCACUUUUUAGUUUUUUUGCACAUAAAUAUUUCAUUGCAUUGAGACACCUUAUUGCAAUUUAAUAUAACUAUAUAGCACAUUAAUAUUAGUUCAUUUUUAUAUCAUAAAGAAUAAUUUGUGAAUACUUGCCCACGGUGACAGUUUAUAUAUUUAUUUAUUUAUAAAGCAUUUCAUGAAAUAGGUGUUUAUUCUUCACCGUGUACCAUGUGAACUAUCUUUGAUGACCAAAAAUAUUAUUGAAAUCAAGAUUUACGGUCAUAACACAGUAACAUACUGAAAAGCCUAAACUGAUGAAUUCUUGUACUGUAACUGCUGAGACUUCAGUUUGAUAUAAAAUGUUUUUUAGGACCUUUACGAACGUCUAGAUCAAACCCGCUUCUUUGAACCCCUGGAAAAUUCACAAUUUCAUUAUGGCUUCAAUUCUGCUCACCUUCAGAAAAUUGUCACCUACUGGAGGAAUGACUUUGACUGGUCAGAGCAGGUGAAGAACCUCAAUAGAUACCCCCAUUACAAGACUACUGUAGAAGGUAAGUCCUCUGUAUCAUCCAGUGAAGUGCAACAUGAGUAGAUCUUCUAUGUUACCAUCUCAUAUUUAUAUGUUUAGACAUUAAUCUAAUGUGUUUGUUACAGAAUAUUAAUCUCCACUAUACUUUUAUAGGGCUAGAAGUGCACUUUAUGCAUGUCAAGCCUUCUAAUCUUGCCCCUGGACAGAAGGCUCUGCCGCUCCUUAUGGUCCAUGGUUGGCCUGGGUCGAUUUAUGAGUUUUUCCGCAUCCUCCCACUGCUGACCGAGCCAGGAAAGCAUGGUCUGAACCCAGACCCUGUGUUUGAGGUCAUCUGUCCAUCAAUCCCUGGAUAUGGCUUCUCCGAGGCAUCGCACAAGGAAGGUGAGGUGGACAAUUUAAAAAAAAAAAAAAAAAGGGACGAGUACAGAGAUAUAGCAAGUCAUGGCAUACUCCAUGGGUAUAGUUUUUAAGUUAAGGUUUAUUAGUGCAAAGCAAGUUUGCCUGCUGGAAUACUGAGAGAAUAUAACGGACUGACUUGUUGGUCAGUUGCUAAUAUGCAAAGUGCAAGCAGCAUGUCUCCAGUGAUUGUACAGGGAUCAUUUUCAGGAUAUCUGCCACGCAAAGAAAGGUUAACAUUGUUUAUUGUAUUAUAGGUAAUAUAGGCUGCAAUAAUAAAAGGAAAAACCACCUUACAUAUUUUAUACUGGCAUUAUUCACUACCUAAUGUAGGCUAUAACAUGUAAGGAAAUUCUAAUGACUUGUGAUUCAGGAAGAAGAAUUCUCCACCCAUGGGUGCAGGUGAGUGAUAACAUGAUUGGAUUUGUGUUUUGCUGUUGGUUUUUGCAUGAAGGUUUUUUUUAAUGCAGGAUGAGUAGAUCUGCAAAGUGUUAAAGGGACACUAUAGUUACCAGAACUACAGCUUAUUGAAUUUGUUCUGGUGAGUAGAAUCAUUACCUUCAGGCUUUUUGCUGUAAACACAGUCUUUUCGGAGAAAAUGCAGUGUUUACAUUACAGCCUAGUGAUAACUUCACUGGCCACUCCUCAGAUGGCUGUUAGAGAUCCUUCCUGGGUCAUGGCUGCCAAAAAUGCAUCCAAACAUUCAGUAUCUCCUCUCUCUGCAUGCAGACACUGAACUUUCCUCAUAGAGAUUAAUUGAUUCAAUGUAUCUCUAUGAGGAGAUGCUGAUUGGCCAGGGCUGUGUUUGAAUUGUGCUGGCUCUGCCCCUGAUCUGCCUCCUUAUCAGUCUCAGCCAAUCCUAUGGGAAAGCAUUGUGAGUGGAUCAGGCUACCACUUCUGCUGAUGUCAGCAGGCAGUGGGCAGGUCUAAAGGAAACCGACACAAAGCCAGCAGCUCCAGACUUGAACACCAGUAAGAUUUUACUAUAUUUAGGGAAGCAAGAGGUUGUCAGGGUGGCUAGAUGGUGGUUUUAACACUAUAGGCUCAGGAAUACAUGUUUGUGUUCCUGACCCUAUAGUGCUCCUUUAAUACAUUGAAUGAACUUUCCAUGUGUCUCUUCCAACAGGGUUCAAUUCUGUGGCUGCCGCCCGUAUCUUCUACAAGCUGAUGCUCCGAUUGGGAUUUAAAGAGUUCUAUCUGCAAGGGGGGGACUGGGGCAGCCUAAUUACAACUAAUAUUGCUCAGAUGAAACCAGAGUGAGUACUUGUUACUUCUCACUUGCGUUCUACCAUGGACUACCUCCUUCCAUGGUCUACAUUCCAUUAAUGUUAUCAAGUGAAAACCACAAACGCCCCUCUAGCAGACACAUUGUGUCUUGUACCUUCUUUAUCCCAUUUUCUCUACACUUAAAACCUGUGUGAGCAGGGCUCUAGUUAUCACGUGUUCCAGUUCUGCCUAACGGAGUUCAUUGCUACUUGUUUACAUAGUUUACCUAACUUCAAUACAUGGAAUUACUGAUAACACAGGUAAAUAGUAACUUUGGGUGAAACCUUGUUUUCCAGGUCUAUAAAGGGUCUACAUAUAAAUUGCGUCUUUAUGCCAGCAGGAGGCCUGAAACAAAUUCUAACUUUGCUUCUUGGGAGAUACCUACCUUGGUUGGUGGGUAUGAACACGGAAGACGUCAAGCGUAUAUAUCCGUACUUCGAAAAGAAUGUGUACGCACGAUUACGCGAGUCUGGAUACUUGCAUAUCCAAGCUACCAAGCCGGACACUGUGGGUAAGAGAUUGGUGGCUGUUUCAUUUUCUUUUCAUUGCAUUUCGAAAUAUUGUGAGCAAAACCACAUUGUAAAACUCAGGCCAAAUAUUCAACCUAUUAAUUGAUUAAGAGAUGGCUAUAGUUCAACUUCAUUUUGCUUUUUUUUUUUUUUUUCUUUAAAAACCAUUUUUCUUCUCUAGAGAAUGUAUCUCUUAGCAUACAGUUCUGGCCAUAGCUACACAUGUUCGGCCUGUAUCCAUGUAGCUAUCUAGUCCUAUUUUAAAUAUGUGUAAAAAAAAUUCCACUGACCUGAAAAUUCCACUGACCUUUUUAGACCUGGUUAGUAGUAUAGUACUUGAAACUUUAAUAUAUACGUAAGUUCUGGGCAAUGCUGCCUUGGGUCCUGGCAUUCCUGUUACUUUGACAUGUACCACCUAUCUAGAGAUUGGUGCAGACCACUUACACAACGUCAUGACAGUGGUGUUCCCUGAUGGCAGUGGCCUCUUUCAGCAGGAUAAUGCACCGUGCCACACUGCAAGAAUUGUUCAAGAAUUGUUUGAGGAACAUGACAGAGUUCAAGGUGUUGCCUUGGCCUCCAAAUUCCCCCAAUCGCAAUCUGAUUGAGCAUCUGUGGGAUGUUAAUGUCUAUCAGGGACUACCUCCUUCCAUGGUCUACAUUCCAUUAAUGUCAUCUAGUGAAAACAAACAACACAAAACCACAAACGCCCCCCUAGCAGACACAUUGUGUCUCGUACAUUCAGAUGUCUUGUGGAGAUCAUGCCCCGAUACAUCAGAGCUAAUUUUUGGCAGCACGAGGGGGUCUACCUGAUAUUUGGCAGCUGAUUUUAAUGGGUGUGUGUGGGUGUGUGUGUGUGUGUGUGUGUUUUUAUAUAUAUAUAUAUAUAUAUAUAUAUAUAUAUAUAUAUAUAUAUAUAUAUAUAUAUAUAUAUAUCUAUAUCUUCAAAACACUUGUUGGGUAAUUCUGCAUUAACAUAACUGAUGGAAAGACAAGGCAUUUGACGUACAGCUCUCUUUUGCAAGUGUACAAUCAUAAUUGGUGUAGAUUAGGUGUUUUAACCUGAACAGCUUAUUUAACCUGUUUUUUCUUCUUUUUUUUUUUUUUUUUUUAAAUAUGAUAUGUAAAAAUGAUGGUCAAACCUCUGUAUCCCUGACAAGUGCUGGUUACUUGGUUUUUUUUUUAUAUGAAGUUGAUAAAGCUGUCAUCAAGAACGGGAAUGGUAUACAGGCGCACACUGUGCCCAAACCUCUCCUAAUGGCUACAACUUCACUAAAUUCUGGCCAAAUAGCGCAGUUCACCAGCACUACAUUGUUUCCUGGUCUUCUAAAUGCAGAGGUUCUUCACAGGGCACCCAAAAUGUAAAAUCAGCAGAUGUUCUUCCAAUGUAGUUUACUUAUUGCUUUGAGAGUGAGAGUAUGAGUGAUGUCAUCCAUGGACCCAUCUUCCUAUGAAGUAUAAAUAUCCUCUUAUCUCCCAGGCUCUGCUCUGAAUGAUUCUCCUGCUGGACUUGCUGCCUACAUUCUGGAGAAAUUCUCCACCUGGACAAAUCCAGACUUUCGUCAGCUGGAGGAUGGAGGCCUAGAGAGGUCAGAUCAUCUUAAAUUAGCUAUGAUGAUAAUUAAUUAACGGUAAAUCAGGCUAGGCUAUACGAUUUGAUUGAUAAACAAAGCUCAUGGUAAUGGUGAAAUAAACUGUGUUAGAGUUUAAAUUCAAAUGUUUAUAUGUUCUCUGACAUGAUGUCAUUCAACAUGCAUAAAACAAAGAUACUUUUAUGUUUAGGCAAAUCAAAUAAUGUAAGACCCCUUAUUCUUGUUUUAAUAUAGGAUUCUAAUACGGAUUUGUCAUAUUUUCCAUCCCACAGGCAAUAUUCCAUGGACGAUCUUCUCACCAACGUAAUGAUCUACUGGACAACUGGUUCUAUUGCGUCCUCUAUGAGAUUCUACAAGGAAAAUUUUACCAGAGACAUGCUGACUUCCCCAGUAUACAAGUAAGCAGUAAAUGACUGGGGUUAUGGAGGCUGAGAGAAGAUGGGAACUAUGUCUAUAAAUUUCCAAAUCAGAAGGAUCUGGUGGUCGAUCUUUACAUUGCACUGUCUCUCCACUUUGACUUGUGUAUAUCUUAUCCUGAUCGCUAACAAACAGCAAAUCAUUUCUUAGAAGGUUUUUUAAGGGGCUUCACAAACCCCUGUAAUAGGUUAAAAAUCUCCUAUCACCGUUUUAGCACAAUAAAUACAUUAGAUCUCAGUUGUAUAUUUUCUCUUGUUUCUUUUGUAAGCAUUUGUAAUAGACCUGUUAGCUCCAUAGGGCAGUCUUGAAGAGUACUUAAAAAAAAUUCUAGUCUUAACUGAGCAGAUUCUGCAAACUCUCAGCUGGAUGUUCAAUUUCGAGCCAAACCUAUGCUAGGUCCUGUUGUUCGAUUACCUCCCAUCUUCCUACAGUUUAUCAAUCAGAGGUCUUUAUGACCCCCAUGGUGUUCCAGUUGUUCUGAUGGUAAUAAUGAGCGGGUGAUGCCCUCUCUCACAGUGUUUAUAAUAGUAGUGCUAUGUACUAAACUGAUUUUUUGUUUUUUUCUUUGUUAAAGGACUGGAGUUCAUGUUCCCACCGGUAUCGCAAAUUUCCCGUGUGAACUAAUGCAUGUUCCCCGUGUUUUGGCAAAGGAGAAGUUCCGGAACAUUGUCACCUACACAUACCUGCCCCGGGGAGGGCAUUUUGCAGCCAUGGAGGAACCCUUGCUGCUGGCUAAGGAUGUGCAGGACUUUGUGUCCGCCGUGGAAAAAUGUAAGAAAUGAAGCAAACUGAUAAGCGGUCAAAGAAGCUUUGGAAUUGAAUUACGCUGUUGACUUUGUGGCAAAAUUAGAUUUUGUUUUAUAUAAAUGUUAGAUGCUGAGGCAAUAAUAGACGUAUCUGUAAAAUGUAAGUUUUAUAGUGAUAAUAAAAACAUCAUAUUUUCGCAGCUACUUCCCUGCUUUCUGUCUACACCGCUACUCGUUAUUCAAAUAUAAAAUAAACUGUGAAAAUACAAACCACCCCAAAACCACAGGCUUUUGCUAUUUCUAUACAAAAUUCCUAAGUACCC